CAGAGCAUCGAGAGUGCGGCUGGUCAAGGGGGCGUGAUCGCGGAGGAAAGACUAGAGACAAUAAAACGAGACACCACUCGUCAGGGCGUAAGGUCGAAGUCAGCCACCAAUUGGGUGAGCGGGUGGUAAUCGGGGCGUGUCAUCGGACUUACCUGGGGGCAGAGCGGACCUGGAAGGCAGGAACAAAAACCUUCGAGAUGAUGCAGAGGGACCGGGUAGAUCAAUGAACAAACAGGUGACGGAUGUUCCAGUGGAUUGUUGGGCAAAGUCGAGGCAAACACGACCACUCAUAUACAUUAAGUUAAAGGCUCUAGGCUCUAGAUUUUCACCUGUAGUUCCUCUUCAAUAUGUUUCUGGCCAAAAAACUCAUUGGUGGCAUCCUGGAUGUUGUGAGCAAUGUUGACCCCGGUCAAUUCAUGCCAUCAGAGCCUCCCCCACCACGCAGACCUCUGGCCUACGCUAAGCCGAAUGAGAAUGACGAGGAGACACAGUUCCGCAAGGUGUUCCAGCAACUUGCUGGGGAUGACAUGGAGGUGAGCCCCACUGAACUGAUGAACAUCCUCAACAGGAUCAUUGGCAAACGUAGUGACCUGAAGACUGAUGGCUUUAGCAUCGAGUCAUGCAGGAGCAUGGUGGCUGUCAUGGACAGCGACAGCUCAGGAAAGCUAGGUUUCCAUGAGUUCAAGUUUUUAUGGAACAACAUCAAGAAAUGGCAGUGCAUCUACAUAUCAAAUGACACGGACCGCUCAGGGCUCAUCUCCUCACAAGAGCUUCCUGCUACCUUCAAAGCUGCAGGCUUCCCUCUCAACGACCAGCUCUUCCAGUUGAUGGUACGCAGGUACAGUGAUGAACAGGGCAACAUGGACUUUGACAACUACAUUGGGUGCCUGGUCAGACUGGACGCUAUGUGUCGAGCUUUCAAGACUCUGGACAAAGAUGAUGAUGGAAUCAUCAAAGUCAACAUCCAGGAGUGGCUUCAGUUGACCAUGUACUCAUAAAACAUCAGGGAAAGCCUACAAAAAUCCUACAUUCAUCUCUUCAUUUAUCUCUUUCUCUUUCUCUUAUUUUAGAUUUUUAUUUCAUAUGACCAUUGUUAUUAUUGUUUACAGACGUUCAUACGUCAUUUAGUCAUGAAAGUUCAUUCAAUUCAUCACUAGAUGGCAGCAUUGCAGCAACACCAGGAAAGCACAAAUCCACUUUCUGUCCAAUAGGCCAAACUCAAAUACCUUUCUAUAUUCCCAAAUAUUUUAAAGUUUUGUGUUUUCCUUUUUUCCAGAAAAACACUUGGUCAAACAUUCCAUACUGCUAUGUAAUGUAAUAUAUACAUUCUAGUGCUCAAUAAAGGGGCAAUAUUACCUAAUACUUGCAGAUAUCUAAUUUAUUACAAUUUCUAAAUGUUCUGCUUUUGCUCAUUAAAUAAAUGUUCUCUCGUA
This is a messenger RNA of Oncorhynchus kisutch (coho salmon), 1433 nucleotides long. RefSeq names its product calpain small subunit 1-like. The transcript has 11 exons. Lineage: Eukaryota; Metazoa; Chordata; Actinopteri; Salmoniformes; Salmonidae. Gene Ontology annotation, cellular component: calpain complex. The record is from RefSeq and is a predicted model, not a curated record. Bases 348 to 998 code for a protein of 216 amino acids. Gene Ontology annotation, molecular function: calcium ion binding.